AUGAUGGCUGUGGGAGAAGUGAUCUACACGUUGUUGGAGGUGCUUAUUGCUGUUAGCUGCUGCCUUGGUAAUAUGUUGGUUAUUUUGGCACUGUGGACGAGCAAAAGCAUGCAGCAGCCUACCUUCUGCCUUAUUGUUUCUCUGGCUGUGGCUGACUUUAUGGUUGGCUGCACGGCCAUACCGUUGGCUGUGGUGGUGGACGGACGAGUGAAGACUUCAUUCCACGGCUGUCUCUUCAUCAGCUGUGUGGUCAUCCUGUUCACCCUCGUCUCAGUUUUGUCUCUGGUGGCUAUUGCAGUGGACCGAUACCUCCGGGUGUAUGUCCCUCUUAGGUACAAAAGGACUGUAACACAGAGACAUUCUUGGCUGGUGGUAGCUGUAUGUUGGCUUAUUGCAGUACCACUGAGUUUUGCUCCCAUGCUCGGAUGGUACAACCAUGAAACCUUGUCUAACUCAGUCAACUCUACUGUUGUCUGUAAGUUUAUAGCAGUGAUCCCCAUGUCAUACCUGGUUUACUUCAGUUUUUUCCUCUGCAACCUCACACCCCUGUUGGCGAUGACUGUAUUAUACGGCUAUGUUUUCUUUACUAUUCGAUUAAACCUUCGAGAGAAACCAGGCAGCAGUGUCCUAAACCAGUCUCAGAACUACCUGAAGAAGGAGAAACAGCUGGCAGGAUCUCUGUCUCUGGUCUUGGCUCUGUUUGCCCUGUCGUGGCUCCCUCUCCACAUAAUGAACUGCGUUGCUUACUUUGGUGGGCCGAGUGAUGUACCAGAAACGGCUUUCUAUGUCGGCAUCCUGCUCUCUCAUGCCAACUCAGCCGUAAACCCAGUUGUGUAUGCGUUCAAAAUACAAAAGAUCAAGACAGCGUACCUGAAGAUCUGGAGAUGGUUUAUUGCAUGUGGAGAAGAAAAUCAAGGAUCUCAGACAAGCCGGACAACAGACAACAAUCUCAGUAGUAACAUGAACAGUGGCCAAAAAUGA
Chelmon rostratus (copperband butterflyfish) is the source of this 981-nucleotide messenger RNA. RefSeq names its product adenosine receptor A1-like. Gene Ontology annotation, molecular function: G protein-coupled adenosine receptor activity. Gene Ontology annotation, cellular component: dendrite; synapse; membrane. The record is from RefSeq and is a predicted model, not a curated record. Gene Ontology annotation, biological process: G protein-coupled adenosine receptor signaling pathway. The transcript is spliced from 2 exons. Bases 1 to 981 code for a protein of 326 amino acids. Lineage: Eukaryota; Metazoa; Chordata; Actinopteri; Chaetodontiformes; Chaetodontidae.